Talpa occidentalis (Iberian mole) is the source of this 1830-nucleotide messenger RNA. Its product is annotated as C2 calcium-dependent domain-containing protein 4A-like. Bases 106 to 1152 code for a protein of 348 amino acids. The record is from RefSeq and is a predicted model, not a curated record. Lineage: Eukaryota; Metazoa; Chordata; Mammalia; Eulipotyphla; Talpidae. The transcript has 2 exons.
GCCGCUAGACCAGGAGGCAGCAGGCGCUGAGUUGGCAACGACACCCCGAGGGACUGAAGAGGAAAGGAGCGCUUUCCCCCGCCACUCCCGGUCGCAGGUGGGAAGAUGCGACUCCUCGGGAAACUCCGGGCCUCUGCUCCCCAGCCCGCCUUCUGCAACGUUCUCACCCCCGGCCGCAUCCCCGAGUUCUGCAUUCCGCCGCGGCUGCCAGUCCCUUGCGCGCCCGAGUCUUGGCCCCGGGCCGCUGCAUUGCCCCGGCGGUGCGCGGCCGAGCCGGACCUGUGGCCAGGUGGACCCGACGAGGGCGCGGGGCGCACCGACUGGGACCCGCGCUCGCAGGCCGCGCUCUCGCUGCCGCACCUGCCCCGCGCGCGCACCGCCUACGGCUUCUGCGCGCUGCUCGAGAGCCCGCACACCCGCCGCAAGGAGUCGCUCUUCCUCGGCAGCCCCGGCGCCGCCGCCCUCCUGCGCGCGCCCGCCGCCCCGGCCGCGCCGCGCCCCCGCGCCCACACCUACAGCGGCGGCGACGCCCCGGGCCGGCCCCCGAGCGGGGCCCCCGCCGCCCCCGCCGGCGGCCCCCGCCCGCUCCGGGACCCGCUCGCGCCUGCGCCCCGCGGCCGCCGCCUCCUGCGCGCCCCCGAGGGGCUGCUGAGCCGCGCGCGGCGGGCCCGGAGGAGCCUCGGCCUGGCUCGCGCGCGCUCCGUCUCCAGCGGAGACGAGGACGAGGCGCCCCCGGCCCCCUCCGCGUGCCCGCCGCCGGCCCCCGCCGCGCUGCCCGAGCUCCUGGAGGCCGAGGGCACCGUGCCUCUGGGCCGCGCCGGGGGAGCCCUGCGCCUGGCCCUGCAGUACAGUCCGGCCGGCGGCCGCCUGCGCGUCCGGCUGCUCGGCGCGGAGGGCCCGGCCGGAGGCAGCGCCGAGCCCCGCGCCGCCGGCUGCCGCGUCAGCUUCGUCCUGCAGCCGCCGGGCAAGACGCGCCGGCAGCGCGGCGCCGUGGUCCUGCGGAGCCGCAAGGCCGUCCUGGACCAGGACUUGUGCUUGGACGGGCUCUCGGAGGACGAAGUGCGCCGCCUGGCCGUGCGCGUCAAAGCGGAGCACGCGGGCCGCGGCCUGGAGCGGGGCGAGCUGCACUUGGGCUCCCUCCUGCUCCCCUGAGGACCCGGGUGCUGCCCUCGGGGCGCUCCCGUCGGGGCGCGUUCUGCCCGCUGGCCACUCGCCCAACUGCAGCUGCUUUGUACAAAAUAAAUGUUAUUUAUUUAUUUAUUUUUCUACAACCGGCCGUGCUUUAUUGACAUUUUAGUUCUUAGGUGUGUGCCGUUAUUUAUUGGUAAGGAAGGAAAAAACCAAUGAGCGCCUUCUCUUCACAGCAUUCAGUUCGCUUUCCAGACCAUUUCUAUAUUAAAAGGCACAAGUGUUGGUUUUUCCUCCGCUCCUGCCUUUAUCAACGUCCAGGGGUCUUUUUUUUUUUUAAAGCUAUUUAGAAUCACGUCCCGCGUUAAGACUCAUACACACAGCGUAACAUAUUUUACACGGCAUGGCAAAGGCUCUCGUUCUUGUUCUUGCACACGCGUGAGACCUGUAAUACGAUACCUUGGUGGAAAAAUAUUCCUUUUUUGAUAAUAAAAGACCAGGAUUUUUUGGGAAAGUGAAGUCUUUAAAAGUUGCUCAGGAAAAGGAAAACAAAGUUGGUGAGAGAUCUCGCAAUGAAAGGCUGUCCCCCUCUGCUUCUCCAGAAGGCGCCCUGGGAAAUCUUGCCACAUCAGAAGAGAAAUCUUUCCUGCUCUGUAAACAAAUUGAUGUUUUUGUGGCAUUGUUCCUACCUAGCUAAGUCUC